AUGCAUUUGAUACAAAUGGAUUCUGUGCAGCGUUGGAUGGAGGACUUGAGAUUAAUGGCAGAAUGUGAGUGCAUGUGCAUACUUCAGUCAAAGCCCAUCAGUGUGGAUGGUGAUGGACUCAAUGAGCUAGUCAUAACAUCUCAGCAAAAAUUACAAGACAGCUUGCAGACGCUAUUGAAGAGAGCAUGGACAAUAACCACAGAACUGUCCAACAUUUUCUACAAGCUUGAAAAAAACAGGUGGCAAUGGAUUCAUUGCACAGCCGUGAGGAUGAACUGUCAUGUCAAAUCGUUGAUAAGUGAAUACAACAGUUACACUAGGACUGCUUCAGCGGAGAUACAACAGUUUGAAAAGAUUUUAAUAGAGAAAUGCCGUCACCUGAUGACAAUAACUGAGAGCUGUAUGCCUGAUGAAGAUGAAACAACAGCAUCCUCUGUGAAAACUGAGAUUGUUAAUACUCUAACAUCAUUUAGCCAGUCAUUCAGUCAGAUGGUGGAACUAGCUUUAACCCAUGAAAUACAGGACCUAGUGAAGCAAUUGGAUUCAGCAACCAGCAUAUAUAAUAUUGAGACAGCUGUCUUUAGCCUCAGUAGCCUGACACAGGAAGGUGCUCACUUGUGUCACAUCAUAGCCAAGGAAGGAGGGGUCGCAGUACUUUUCAAGCUGUGCAGACAGGACGCUCCUAGUUACUUGCAUGUCCACGCCCUCAAAGCACUGACAUCAAUAUGUAGUGUAGAGGAAGGCAUCAAUGAACUUGAGAAGGUGGAUGGUGUGCUGUGCUUGGCUGAUCUCCUCACUAAUGAAAGAAAUUCUGAAGCCACUCGUGCAGAAGCUGCAGCAUUGGUGUCACAAAUUACAUCUCCACACGUCAACUUUACACAGCAUCUCAGCAGCUUCUUAGAGAACAUGGAGGACAUAGUAACAGCACUUAUCAAUUUAUGCAAAGAUGCCUCAUCGGGUGAAGUGUUCCUGCUGGCUUCAGCUGCUCUUGCCAACAUCACAUUCUUUGAUUCAAUGGCCUGUGAGAUUUUGUUGCAGCUAAAUGCAACAAAGAUCCUUAUCGAAGCCUGUCGUGACCCACAGAGAGUUGACACUCCUUACUCUAAAGAUCAAGUAGUGACAAUACUGGCAAAUAUGGCUAUACUAGACCAAUGUGCUUCUGAGAUGAUACAAGAAAAUGGUGUAGAGCUUUUGCUGGAGUUUCUCCAUGAAAAACCUUUGCCUGGGAUUUCAGCAGAAGGUGCAGCAUUGGAAAGAGUAUUACAAAAGUCUGCUGUUACACUUGCCCGUCUAAGCAGAGAGCCAGACAUAACCCACAUUGCCACAAGCCUUAACUGUAUUCCUCGUCUGAUUGAGCUGUGCCGAUCCCCCUCAGAACGGAAUAACAGUGAUUCAGUGUUGGUGGCGUGCCUGGCUGCAUUGAGGAGACUAGCAGUUUCCUGUCGACAAAGCUUUGAGGAAUCAGACUACCAGCAGCUAAUUAAGCCUCGGCUUGUAGACUCUUUCUUGCUCUGCUCGAAUAUGGAAGAAAGUUUUGUCUGA
This is a messenger RNA of Rhincodon typus (whale shark), 1542 nucleotides long. It is a transcript of the gene insc, whose product is annotated as protein inscuteable homolog. Gene Ontology annotation, biological process: regulation of asymmetric cell division; apical protein localization; establishment of mitotic spindle orientation. The record is from RefSeq and is a predicted model, not a curated record. Gene Ontology annotation, cellular component: apical cortex. NCBI's taxonomy places the organism in Eukaryota, Metazoa, Chordata, Chondrichthyes, Orectolobiformes, Rhincodontidae. Bases 1 to 1542 code for a protein of 513 amino acids. The transcript has 11 exons. Gene Ontology annotation, molecular function: protein binding; cytoskeletal adaptor activity.